AUGGAGGAACAAGAGAAGGUUUUAGAUCUGAUUUCAAGAUUGAAGAGUAUCACAAAUCAAAUGGUUGACUAUGAUGAGAAGUUGAUUGAACAGAAAUUGUGUGAGAAGAUUUUGAGAUCUUUACAUCCCAGGUUUGACUACAUUGUAUGUGCCCUUGAAGAAUCCAAAGACAUUUCCACAUUAAGUCUUAAAGAGUUGCAGGGAACUUUAGAAGCAAGAGAGUUGAGAAUGGAGGAAAGAAGUAGAUGGUCUGGUAAAAGAAAGCAAAAGAAGAAAGAUGAGGAUGAGGUAUAUGUUGCUCAAGAAGAUGAUUCAGACUCUGAAACAGUCUUGUUGAUGGCUACCACAAACAAAGAACGUUCUUCGUCAAACUCAAAAAUAGUCUUGUUAAUGGCUACCACAAGCGAAGAACAUUCUUCGUCUCAAUUCUGGUUUCUUGAUACUAGAUGCUUCAAUCACAUGACAAGUUACAAAGAAUGGCUGGUGGAUAUUAAUGCAACAAGAAGAAGCAAGAUUAAGUUUGCUAAUGAGUGUACUUUGGAAGCUAAAGAAGCUGGCAACAUCGUGAUCAAAAGAAGAAAUGGCAAAACAGUGGUGAUUGAAAAUGUGAUGUAUGUGCCAGGAAUGAAAAGCAAUUUGCUGAGCAUAGAUCAGCUUAUUCAGAAAGGAUUUCAAGUGAUUAUGAAGGAUGAUGUUGUAGAAAUGUAUAGCAGCCAAAAGAACUUGAUACUAAAGGCAGUGAGCUCAGUUGAUGAGGAUUGGUUGUGGCAUGCAAGGUUUGGUCAUCUGAAGUUCAGGAGCUUGCAUCAACAAGGAUCAAAGAAGAUGGUCAGUGGCAUUCUUAUGAUUGAUGUCCCUGAGAAGACCAAAGAUGAAGCAUUUGAAAUGUUCAAGAAUUUCAAAGUGAAAGUUGAAAAACAAAGUCAAAAAACUAUCAAAGGGCUACGGAUAGAUGGAGGUGGUGAGUAUACAUCACAUGAGUUUGAGGAAUUAUGUGUCAAGCAUGGAAUUGAACAUGAAGUGACUGCCCCUUACACACCUCAACAUAAUGGAUUGGCUGAAAGAAGGAACAUAACCAUCCUAUACAUGAAUAGAAGUAUGUUAAAGGGAAAGGAAUUGCCACACAAGCUAUGGGGUGAGGUUGCAUCAAUUGUUGCAUACAUCAUAAAUAAAUGUCGAACAAAGAAGCUGCCAAAAAAGGUUUGGAGUGGAACGAAACCAACAAUAGGGCACUUGAGAAUAUUUGGUGGUCUAUGUUUCAACCAUGUGCCUGACUAG
Cicer arietinum (chickpea) is the source of this 1278-nucleotide messenger RNA. Lineage: Eukaryota; Viridiplantae; Streptophyta; Magnoliopsida; Fabales; Fabaceae. The record is from RefSeq and is a predicted model, not a curated record.